This is a messenger RNA of Ficedula albicollis (Collared flycatcher), 5128 nucleotides long. It is a transcript of the gene KIF14, whose product is annotated as kinesin family member 14. The record is from RefSeq and is a predicted model, not a curated record. The transcript has 29 exons. Gene Ontology annotation, molecular function: microtubule motor activity; microtubule binding; ATP binding. Gene Ontology annotation, biological process: microtubule-based movement. Lineage: Eukaryota; Metazoa; Chordata; Aves; Passeriformes; Muscicapidae. The coding region runs from base 88 to 4995 and encodes 1635 amino acids.
CCUCAUGAAGCAGCAACCAGAAAUAAUCCUUUAGGAAAGGAUUAUUGUACUUGUCAACAUUUGGGUUUUAAUUAGCUGGAAGACAAGAUGCCUAUUUACACAGUUCCUGCCAGGAGCCCUGCUGGGACACGAUGCACAGCCACUUUCCAGAAGGCUUCCUCACACAAUAGCCUGGCCAGCAGCAAAGCAUCUGGGCAGCAGCUGAGGUCACAGGUUUUGGGAGAAAAGGAUGGGCUGCCUUCAUGUCCUCAGAAUAAGGCUGAGGAAAUAAAUAGCACCUAUGUGAUUUCAGCUUGUGAAAAAGUGAACGAUGUGUCAACUUGUAAACUGGAAGGCAGAUUAACACUCCAGAGGAGAACUGGAGCAAGUAAAAACUCAGUGUCUGGUAGUGACACAACACAGAAUACAGAAGAACUACAAACAGAGAAAAGACUUACUCUGCGGAGACGUGUGGGGACUGCCUCCACAGAGGGGAGUACAAUUAAUCACAAUAUUGUGCCUAGAAAAGGAAAUGAUAACUUUGAUGCACGAGGAAAGGACAAGAUUACACUUCCACACAAUAGUAAGGGUACAGAUGGUGUUAAACCAAACUUGAAGUUAUCUGAGAGUCAGUCAAGUACCAAGUUGCAGCAUAACCUGAACAGCAAGGAUACCUUUGAUUUGGUUGGUGGUGCCUGUGAAAAUGCUAUCAACACAUGUUUAAAAGAUAAGACAAGCACUGCUGACACAAAGUUUCGAAAUGAAGUUCCUAAAUCAGAAGGGUUUGUUACCCCAAAAUGUACUGACAGCCUGUCAGGAGAACAACAGAAUGAAAAAGGCAAUAUAAAUAAGCUAGCUGGAAAGCAAAGAGUACAGCACUUGAUGAUAAAACAGAGCAGCUUAGAAAUACCAAGGACACCAGCAAAAGUUUUGGCAGAAAGAUUUACACCAAAGAACAGCACUUCUCAAAAUCAACCAUCUCUCAAGCCAGUCUCAAAUGAACAAACACCUCAUCUGCAAAUUUCAGCCAAGAAACUUCCUAGUGUCUCCAGCUCUCUUCCUGUGGGUACAAGUUCAGGAACAAAAGUGAGCACAGAAACUUUAGCUGAGAGCAGCAGUACUGGGGAAGAUGUUUUCAAAGUGAAAAACAGCAAAGUGAUUGUAGCUGUGCGGGUGAGGCCCUUCAGUAACAGAGAGAAAACUGAAAACUCCUUCCCUGUGAUCUACAUGAAUGGUUCAGAGACAAUUGUACGAAAUCUGUCCACAAACCAAGUUUACAACUUCAGUUAUGACUUCUCCUUCUGGUCUUUUGACAAGGAUCAUCCUAAUUUUGCAAGCCAAGCAAUGAUUUAUAAAACUUUGGCACUGCCACUCCUCGAAAGAGCUUUUGAGGGAUACAAUGCUUGUCUUUUUGCUUACGGUCAGACUGGCUCUGGAAAAUCAUACACGAUGAUGGGAUUUGAUGAAGAUCGAGGAAUAAUUCCAAGACUUUGUGAAGAUCUUUUCAAUCAAAUAGCUCAAAUGGACAAGGAACAGGUUUUGUAUCAUCUUGAAAUGAGCUUCUUUGAAGUAUACAAUGAGAAAAUUCAUGAUUUGCUUGUCUUUAAAGCUGAAAAUGGACAGAAGAAACAACAACUUCGUGUGAGAGAACAUCCAGUGUUAGGACCAUAUGUGGAAGGCCUGACAGUGAAUGUUGUCCGUUCCUACUCGGAUAUUCAGAGUUGGCUUGAGCUAGGAAAUAAGCAGAGAGCAACAGCUGCUACAGUAAUGAAUGACAAGAGCUCUAGAUCUCAUUCUGUCUUCACCCUUGUCAUGACACAAACCAAGGUAGAGUUUGUGAAUGAAGAAAAGUGUGAUCGUAGGCUCACCAGUCACAUAAAUCUAAUUGAUCUAGCUGGCAGUGAGUGCUGUACAAAGGCUCAGACUACUGGAGAAAGGCUGAAGGAAGGUGUGAGUAUCAAUAAAUCACUGUUGACCCUUGGAAGGGUUAUUUCUGCACUGUCUAAACAAUCUCAAAAUGGAAAGAAAACUUUCAUUCCAUACCGGGAAUCCGUCCUUACUUGGCUGUUAAAGGAAAGUCUUGGAGGCAAUUCCCAGACAACCAUGAUUGCCACCGUGAGCCCAGCUGGCAGCAGCACCGAGGAGACGCUCAGCACACUUCGCUACGCCAAACAGGCUUGUUCAAUUAUCAACAUUGCAAAAGUGAAUGAAGAUGUAAAUGUCAAACUAAUCAGAGAAUUAAAAGCUGAAAUUGAAAAACUGAAGGCAGCUCAGAAAAGUGCUCUGAACACUGAUCGUGAAAAAUACAGGCGUUAUUUGCAGGAAAUAACAUCUCUGAGGGUAGAAUUGCACCAGCAGGAGCGGAACAUGGCAGAAAUGCAAAGGGCCUGGAAAGAAAAACUUGAACAAGCAGAAAAAAGGAAAUUGGAAGAUAUAAAAGAAUUGCAGAAAGCUGGAAUUGCAUUCAAAAUGGACAAUCGUUUACCCAACCUUGUCAAUCUCAAUGAAGAUCCUCAGCUUUCUGAGGUGCUGUUAUAUAUGAUCAAAGAAGGAGAAACUACGGUUGGGAGAUGUACACAAAAUUCAAAACAUGAUAUCCAGCUUUCUGGAGUGCUGAUUGCUGAUGACCAUUGUGUUAUUAAAAAUACUGUUGGCCAAGUAAGUAUUAUUCCACUGAGAGAAGCCAAGACAUACGUAAAUGGGAAAUGCAUUUUGGACCCAACAAUUCUGCAUCAUGGUGAUCGAGUGAUUCUUGGGGGAGACCAUUAUUUCAGAUUUAAUCAUCCAGCAGAGGUUCAGAAAGUUAAAACACCUUCUUGUGGGACUUCGUGUUUGCAUGAUGGUCCAAAAGAUUUUGAAUUUGCAAAGAAUGAGCUGCUUAUUGCACAGCGAGCACAGCUUGAAUCAGAAAUUGAAGAGGCACGACUCAAAGCCAAGGAAGAAAUGAUGCAAAGUGUCCAAAUAGCAAAAGAGAUGGUUCAACAAGAACUGACUGCACAAAAAGAAGCAUAUGAGAGCAAAAUAAAGUCCCUAGAAGCAGAGGUGAGAGAAGAAUCUCGUAAGAAGCAAAUCCAAGAACUGAAUAACCAAAAAGCCACAACUAAAAUACAGGAGCUGGAGAAGGCAAAGAAAAGCCUUGAGCUAGAACUCAACUUCAGUAAAAAGCGUUUAGAAAUGGAGACCUUAGCUACCAAGCAGGCUCUAGAAGAACAUACUAUUCAUCAUGCAAAGAUAGUGGAAGCUCUGGAAGCUGAGAAGCAGAAGAUUGCUGAGGAAAUACACACCCUUCAGAAGAAUCAUGGAAGUGGGAAUAAACCAGUGAUGAUUCCACUGAACUGGAAGUCUCUGAAGCUCUCUGUGAUGAUUAAAGAGGCAAACACCAUUAGCAAUGCAUUAGGGAAAAACACUGUUUUCUGCAGGCAUGACAAAAUUGAUGAUAAAACAGGAUCAGUGUCUUCUGUUCAGGUGCAGGUUCGUAAUAUCAAACUGGGAAUAACAACUUUCUGGAGCCUAGAGAAAUUUGAAUGUAAACUAGCAGCAAUGAAAGAACUCUAUGAGAGUAAUGAUAGAAAUAAAGCUGUUGUUGAUGUGUUUUAUGAUCCUGCUGAUGAGUGGGAACCUGACCUUUCAGAUAGUUCCAUUUCCUUGCUUUCAAGAAGAAGAAGUAGAAGCUUCAUGAAGAACAAGAGAAUUUCUGGAUGUUUGUCUGAGAUAAAAUUGCAAUCUAUUCAGAAUAAACAGACUUCCUACAUAUCAGAUUCACUGAACAAGCCCAGCAUAUGCUCAAGCACUUCUGAAUUGUUUCUUCCUGGCAUUUGCAAGGAAACAAUAAGUUCAGCUUUAGAUUUGCUGGAACAGAAUCAUGAAGGAGGAAAAAGCAUAGCAGAUAGUAUCCUAACUAAUUUGUUUAUAAUUCUUUCUGGAGCAUCUGCCAUUUCAAAAGCUUAUGAACAGCAAGAUGAAGAAUGUCAGGAAAACUUUUUCUCUCUUGAUCGUGCUGCUCAGUCCUACAGCAUCAGAAUUGUCUCUGCUUUUGACCAGAUUGUGGUUAUAAGUAAACUCUGGCUUAAUAGUAUCCAAAAGUGUCCUGGAUCUAGAAAAGUUGAUGAAGAAAUGAAACAGGAAAUAAAGAACUUGGGAGGUUAUUUACAGUUGCUGUUGCAGGGGUGUUCUUCAGAUAUAUCCUCGAUGGUAACAGAAGCAUGGAGCAAAGUAAACCAAACAGUAAAACAAACAAUGAAAUAUGUAGGACACAUGGCAGUAGUCACAACAACUGAUAUUUCAUUUCCUGAAGAGAACAACAUUCCUGCCUUAAGUCUACAGGAAUUUGUACUUGCCAUUUAUGAUGGAGUAGGCUCAGGACUGGACUGUCUCAUUGAUGCUGUACAGGAGAAGGCAAGAAAAGCACAGAAGGAACUUGUGAAACUAUGUCCUCAAAAUGAGAUUCAAAAUCGAAUAAAGGAUAAUGUGGUGGCAUUAGCCAGAUUCCUUGAAAACAAUAUGCCUUACUGCAGAAAGAAAGAAACAGAAUCUCAGUUGCCAGAAGACUCUCUAUAUAGAGAAAUAAAGAAGAGCACUAAGAUUGCUGUGAAGUAUUUGGAAUUGGAGCAGUGCCUGACUGAAGUCUGUCAAAUUGUCUCUUCCAUGUUACAAGGGUUGUACAGAAACACCAGCCCUCUCAGGAGCUCUGCAGAAAAUAUUUCUGUCAUUGCCGGAUAUUUUAACAACUAUUUCAGUUUAUUUGCCUUGUCUUCUGCAAACAAUCCUAACCAGAAAAUGCAUGUGCCUUUUAUGAACCUGGAUGAAUUGGACUCUCUGGUUGAUUCCCUUAUUAUGAAUUUUGAACUUGAACAAGGACAGCCAUCACUGCAAUCUCAAAUUAUUCAUAAUGAAACUACUGAGACUCGAGGAGGGCAGGUUGAAACAGAUCAGGUUGAAUUUGCUUGGAAAUGGAAUGGGAUUCCAGAAUGCACACAGACUCCAGAGCUUUCACCUGGUAGGAUAGAAUGGGUAUAAAAUGUUAUUAUCAAGAAAUUAAAGAAAACUUUCUUACUGCAGCAUAUCACAACAAGCUAAAAUUUAUUGCUGUUAUUAUUAGUGAGUGAGUGGUGAGAAAGUAAAAUGCCAUGUUUGAGUACCCUGUAUUUCA